This is a messenger RNA of Aspergillus niger, 387 nucleotides long. RefSeq lists its product as hypothetical. The coding region runs from base 1 to 387 and encodes 128 amino acids. Lineage: Eukaryota; Fungi; Ascomycota; Eurotiomycetes; Eurotiales; Aspergillaceae. The record is from RefSeq and is a predicted model, not a curated record. The transcript is spliced from 6 exons.
AUGGUUUCUUUCAAGGCUCUCGUGCUUACGAUGAUCCCUGCGGUGAUGGCGCAGAACAAGACCCUGAUUGGCACCACGAGCGAGUUCCGCGUCUGCACCGUGGACGCCAGGCCCAUCUACUCCGAUACCUUUCCGACAAUCAGUAUUACAGAGCCCGAUUUAACACAAGAUGAACAGAUCAACCCAGUUCAACGUUGCUGUCGGCUGUCGCCAAUUUGGCUGACCGAUUAUUCUUCCGUAGAAACACCGCAUGCACCGGAAGCUACGACACGGUGGGAUACCGGAGCGACUGCUAUCAGAAUAGCCGGUUCUUUCAGAACUUUGGGGACGAUGGGCGGUCGAGACUUGUCUGAAGAGUCUGUGGAUGGACUUAUAAAUGCGACAUAA